GUUGUAAAGCUAACCAGAAAAACAAUGAUGGUCAACUACCAAGCCAGGUUGCUAAGGAUAAUGACAGCAAAGAUGCCAUGAAGGAAUGUAAGAAAGUGGAGAGAAUGUGGAAGAAGAUUAUGGGUGGCGGCAAACCACCUGUGGAUACGUGGGCUAUAACAAUGUAUGACUGGACCAUAGAGCAUGCAGAUAAACUUAAACAAAGAUUUGAAACUACUGACAUAGAUAACAAUUCUGAACCAACAGGAAAGGUCAGCAAAGAUGAGUUCUGUGAGAUCCUACAAUCUCAGAAUGCACCCCUGACAGAUGAACAAUUGAAACAAUUGUGUCAAGCACAUGAUAAGAACCGUGAAAAUGAAAUUGAUUAUGAAGAGUUCUUUAGCGGCAAAAAGUAUUUAGCCAAAGCUUAUCUCAUGACAGCAUUUGAGAAAAAGGAAAAGAAGAAAAAGGGAGGAAAGAAAGGAAAGAAAAAGAAAGGAAAAACGAAGGUUCCCAUGCCAAUUUGUACAGCUCCAGACGGACCUAGGACUGACGGUGGAGGACCACCUGAACAUCUGAUUGGUAGACAUGUUCCUUUUUCAGACACUGGUCGUUUUGAUCGUGAUCAUCCACCAGAACACCCAAUACAAGAUGAUUCUAUUUGGUAUCUUGCACCCCCAGAGAAGGCCUAUAUGAAUAUUAAUAAUGCUGCUAAGAUGGGAGAUGUGGAGUCAUUGAAAAGGGCAUUCUGGGAAGGUAGAAAUGUUGAUACACGCGAUAAGUACUUUAAAACACCACUCAUGGUUGCUUGUCACUAUGGAAACUUUGAAAUGGUGCAGUUCUUAGUGGAAAAUGGGGCUGAUGUUAAUGCAAAGGAUAAUUUCAAGUGGACGGCUUUACACCAUGCAUGUCAUGCUGGUCAGAUGGAUAUCGUAGAAAUGUUGGUCGAAAGAGGAGCUGAAAUAGAAGUAAAAGCUAUGAAUGGUGGUACUCCAUUGAUGAGAGCAGUACAGAGUUCAAGACCAGAUGUAGUACAGUAUCUUAUUGAUAAAGGUGCCAAAGUUCAACAAGAGAAUAGAAAAGGUGACAAUGUGAUGGAUAUUGCGAUGUGGUGGGCUGAUCCAAGAGUACUAGAAAUAGUCAAGGAGAAAUUUGAUAGCUUACCCAAACCUAAAGAAGGCAAAGGAAAGAAAGGUGGUAAGAAGAGCGCCAAAGGAAAGAGAGAUGCUCCAAGAGCAUCAUCAGUUCCACCAUUGCCAAAAACUUCUAAUCUGACCCAGAUGCCCAUGGGGGAGUCAUCUACACCACCUCCAAGACGUGAACGUAAAAGUUCUGUGUUACGUGCAGCAUCGGCAAUGGCGGGAGGCGUUGAACACAUGGAGGACGUCACUUACACACCAAUCAAAGCAUGGACACAUCAACAUUCAACUUCAGAGCUUAUCAUUAAGAAAGAGCAAAGGCGGAAACGAUUUGGUGAUGAAGUGGAUUUCCCAGAUUUUAUGAUGCCAUUUUCAAAUAAUUUCAUGAAGAAGUCCAAAGCCCUUGGUGGUGUGAGUUCUGACGAUGAAGAUUAGUGUACAAGUAUUACUGAAUAAAUAAAUUGGAAACUUUGAUUUUAUUCAAUCAUGCAAAUAAUUUGGG
Molecule: messenger RNA, 1620 nt
Organism: Saccoglossus kowalevskii
Lineage: Eukaryota; Metazoa; Hemichordata; Enteropneusta; Harrimaniidae
Product: ankyrin repeat and EF-hand domain-containing protein 1-like
Molecular function (GO): protein binding; calcium ion binding
Source: RefSeq, a predicted model, not a curated record